Messenger RNA from Drechmeria coniospora, 981 nucleotides. RefSeq lists its product as uncharacterized. Bases 1 to 981 code for a protein of 326 amino acids. The record is from RefSeq and is a predicted model, not a curated record. Lineage: Eukaryota; Fungi; Ascomycota; Sordariomycetes; Hypocreales; Ophiocordycipitaceae. The transcript is spliced from 2 exons.
AUGCCCGUCCAGAACGUGGAAGAUGCUCGCGAACGGCGAAGGCGGCAAAACCGCGAGUCUCAACAACGGUGGAGUACGUAUAACGAUCAACCUCCAACCCCCUAUUUCUGUUGCCUUACCAACCCUGUCCUAGGACAACGCCAUAAGCAGCCGAAGCAUAAUGGUACGGGGGAACCGAUUGAGCUAGCUCGUGCCUUGGACGCGCCCUUGCUGAGCCCGCCACCUUCAACCUCGGACUAUUCCUGGGAGCGGUCAGCAGAAGGCAAGGACUGCUGGUUUCAAACCGACCUCGUUUGGGCCUCUCCUUGGACCCUCUACGAUCCCGUCACACAGGGAGAUCGAGAAUCCAGCUGGCCAACUGGUCCUUACUGCGCGGCCCCAUACGACAGUCUUCCCACACCGCCGCUAUAUGAUCGUUUUGACGACUCAUCGGAGCUCGGUGCCGCGACAGAAGAUACCCUUGAGUAUGGAGAGCCUCCGGCGUUUCUCGUCGACACCAUCGCGCAUUCUUUGCCCCCAGCAAUGACAACAUCGAUGCCAAUACCACCCACAUCCAUGAUACAUACUCAAACUCAAACUCCUCACGACUAUAUACAGCUUCCACAUGAAAGGAGGACAUCCACCCCCAACGAGAUCGAGCAGCGCACAGAAAGGCACCGCACAGUCGCGAAGCGGAAAGUAUCCACCAUCUCCAGCUCAGAGGCAAGGUCUGGCAGAGAAGUAGGAGCAGAGCCAGAAACAGGUGCGGGUGAAGCAGCAGAAAAGGGAGCAGAGCCAGGUGCCGCCGCCGCAGAUUCGGCAUCCCUUUCAGCCGAAAAUGCCAUUGCUCAUGUCCAAGAACUCUAUCAUCUCGGUGUCAGAGUAGGGUUUCUGAGCGAGGACGCCAACGUGGGACAGUACCUUGAAGCCAUGAAGCGCGCGUAUCAGAAGAUACCGUUGCUGAAGGAUACUUCGUUCACCCGGGACUACCCGAAUAAAUAG